AUGGAGAAAUAUUCAAAAAUUGAAAAAUUAGGAGAAGGUACAUAUGGUAUUGUAUAUAAAGCAAAGAAUCGUGAAACAGGUGAAAUUGUAGCUUUAAAAAGAAUAAGAUUAGACUCUGAAGAUGAAGGUGUACCAUGUACAGCAAUUAGAGAGAUUUCUUUAUUAAAAGAGUUAAAACAUCCAAAUAUUGUUAGAUUACAUGAUGUAAUUCAUACAGAAAGAAAACUUACAUUGGUAUUUGAAUAUCUAGAUCAAGAUUUAAAGAAAUAUUUAGAUGAAUGUGGUGGUGAAAUUUCAAAACCAACAAUUAAAUCAUUUAUGUAUCAAUUAUUAAAAGGUGUUGCAUUUUGUCAUGAUCAUAGAGUUUUACAUAGAGAUUUAAAACCACAAAAUCUUUUAAUUAAUAGAAAAGGUGAAUUAAAAUUAGCGGAUUUUGGUUUAGCAAGAGCAUUUGGUAUACCAGUUAGAACAUAUUCACAUGAAGUAGUAACAUUAUGGUAUAGAGCACCAGAUGUGUUGAUGGGAUCAAGAAAGUAUUCAACUCCAAUUGAUAUCUGGUCAGCAGGUUGUAUUUUUGCAGAGAUGGCAUCAGGUAGACCAUUAUUCCCUGGUUCAGGAACAAGUGAUCAAUUGUUUAGAAUAUUUAAGAUAUUGGGAACUCCAAAUGAAGAGAGUUGGCCAUCAAUUACUGAAUUACCAGAAUAUAAAACUGAUUUCCCUGUACAUCCUGCUCAUCAAUUAUCAUCAAUCGUACAUGGUCUCGAUGAAAAAGGUUUAAAUUUACUUUCAAAAAUGUUACAAUAUGAUCCAAAUCAAAGAAUUACUGCUGCUGCUGCUUUAAAACAUCCUUAUUUCGAUGGUUUAGAACCUAUUAAUUAA
Dictyostelium discoideum AX4 is the source of this 879-nucleotide messenger RNA. It is a transcript of the gene cdk5, whose product is annotated as protein serine/threonine kinase. The transcript has 2 exons. Gene Ontology annotation, biological process: regulation of cell cycle. The record is from RefSeq and is a predicted model, not a curated record. NCBI's taxonomy places the organism in Eukaryota, Evosea, Eumycetozoa, Dictyosteliales, Dictyosteliaceae. Gene Ontology annotation, molecular function: protein kinase activity; ATP binding; protein serine kinase activity. Bases 1 to 879 code for a protein of 292 amino acids.